Messenger RNA from Diatraea saccharalis (sugarcane borer), 1405 nucleotides. NCBI's taxonomy places the organism in Eukaryota, Metazoa, Arthropoda, Insecta, Lepidoptera, Crambidae. The record is from the annotation of a GenBank genome assembly.
AUGUUGUCCGUACAGCAGACCUACUCUAGGCUUUUCAGGCCGUGGGACGUCAGUGAUAGCAAAAACUUGGAACAGACCAAUUUAAACUGUGAAAAAACUAAUUUAGAUGACGUAAACAUAAAACAAAUCAAAGUAGACCAGAGACGAGAAAGUCGGCUGCGGAAAAUUCGCGGUACUUUCAGAAAGCCGGAAGCGAACGUCCAUCAGGACGCUACCGUGUCAACUACCACCGCUGAUGCCGAAGAAGAUAAGAAACUGUGUUUGAGUGUUAAAAAAAGCGAAAAUUCCGAAUCGCCUGUAGCUAGUUUAAGCUUAUGUUGCGACAGACUGCUUCAGGAACCAAAUAAGGAUGUAAUCAAGGAGAAACAGAUCAACUCACUUGAUAUAACUCAAAAUUUAAUGCUGCAGACCCAACCCAAUAUGUAUAACCCAACUUUCAUUUCUGAUUAUCUCCCUGCAACGGAUAUAGCACAAGCGUUAGGAGUGCCACCGACAGAUCCAUUGCUGUUAGAAUCAUUAGCGCAAGGUUAUGCGAUGGAAUUAGAGUAUGCAAGAAUAUUACAGCAAGAGAAUGACGCGAAAUUACUUAACGCUAGAAAGCAGCGUCCGAAGAAAUACAAGUGUCCUCAUUGUCAUGUAGGCUUCUCAAAUAACGGCCAACUGAAAGGGCACAUUAGAAUCCAUACAGGAGAGCGACCUUUUAAGUGCGAUGAGAAAAAUUGCGGUAAGACUUUCACAAGGAAUGAAGAAUUAACGAGGCAUAAAAGGAUACAUUCUGGUGUCCGACCGUUUCCUUGCCCCACGUGUGGCAAGAAAUUUGGAAGGAGAGAUCACUUGAAAAAACACACGAGAACACAUUACAUGCAAGCUGAGAGGAUGAUGCCUGUUUUCGUGCCUCUCUCUGCUGUGCCUCAUGCCUUUCCAUACUUGUACGGGUACUGACCUGUGCUAUUUGUAAUACUUUUAGUUUUAAAAUUUUGCAAGCCUUUUACAAAAAAGCAUUAAGUGUAAUUAUUAUAUUAUUGUAGAUAAAAUUGUAGUUUAAAAAAAUAAAGAAAUAUUUCUCGUUAAAAUUGUAGAUAUUUAAUGUUUGUAAAUUAAUAUAAAUAUUUUAAGGAAGUUUGGUGUGAAACUGGAAAUAAAUGUAUUUUUCUACGAGAUAAUUGUCAAAUAAAAAAUAAAAAGAAUGUGAAUCUGACCUCAUGUUUAUUAUUUUGACUUUUUACCUUUUUAUGAAAACUUUGUUGACAUAAAUUGUGGAUAGUAAUACUUGACCUUUUUUUAGCUUAACAACAAGUUACCAAUAUUAUUUUGAUAAAUUUUGUAUCUGUGAAUGCUAUUGAAAAAAAUUCAUUUCAUCCCGUAUUGCACACUUAAUAUGUUUCAAUUUUAAAAUAUACGAUUU